ACUCUGCACUUGAGGGGUUUGGUACCAGCACCCCGCCCAGAGCGGUGCCGCUGCCCAAAUCCUUGCAGGCAACUCAUCAAGGCACUCGCAGCCCCGGGUAGAGGCCCGACCAGGGGGUGUCUGUGUGUCCGUCUGCAGGCGGCCUGCGGGUGGCACCUCUCCCUGCCGCGGCCCGCCGCCCCCCCCACCCCUCCACCGGGAGCCCCACCCAGCCAGGAGCGCAGCUCUCCCGCACAGCGCCGGAGCUCAGCAUGCGUCCCGCCGCCUUCAGGAACUUCUUGCUGCUGGCGUCCUCCCUUCUCUUUGCGGGGCUCUCAGCUGUUCCUCAGAGCUUCUCACCAUCUCUGAGGAGUGCGACUGGUGCCGCGUGCAGGCUGUCCCGGGCUGAGUCGGAGCGCAGGUGCCGGGCUCCAGGGCAACCCCCAGGGGGCGCUCUGUGCCACGGCCGCGGCCGGUGCGACUGCGGGGUCUGCAUUUGUCACGUGAACGAGCCCGGCGUGUACUUCGGGCCCCUGUGUGAGUGCCACGAGUGGGUGUGCGAGACCUACGACGGGACCACCUGCGCAGGCCAUGGUAAGUGUGACUGUGGCAAGUGCAAAUGUGAGGAAGGUUGGUUUGGGGAUGCGUGCCAGUACCCAACUCACUGUGACUUGACGAAGAAAAAGAGUAACCAGAUGUGCAAGAAUUCUCAAGAUGUCAUCUGCUCUAAUGCAGGUACAUGUCACUGUGGCAGGUGUAAGUGUGAUAAUCCAGAUGGAAAUGGCCUCGUUUAUGGUAAAUUUUGUGAGUGUGACGAUAGAGAAUGCAUAGACGAUGAAACAGAAGAAAUAUGUGGAGGCCAUGGAAAGUGUUACUGUGGAAACUGUUAUUGCGGGUCUGGUUGGCAUGGAGAUAAAUGUGAGUUCCAGUGUGAUAUCACCCCCUGGGAGAGCAAGCGAAGAUGCACGUCUCCAGAUGGCAAAAUCUGCAGUAACAGAGGGACUUGUGUGUGUGGCGAGUGUUCUUGCCACGAUGUUGACCCAACCGGAGACUGGGGAGAUAUUCACGGGGACACCUGUGAGUGUGACGAGAGGGACUGUAGGGCUGUCUAUGACAGAUACUCUGAUGACUUCUGUUCAGGUCAUGGGCAGUGUAAUUGUGGAAGAUGUGACUGCAAAGUAGGCUGGUAUGGGAAAAAGUGUGAGCACCCACGUUCCUGCCCACUGUCAGCAGAGGAGAGCAUCAGGAAGUGCCAAGGAAGCUCCGAUCUGCCUUGCUCUGGAAGGGGUAAAUGUGAAUGCGGCAAGUGCACCUGCUACCCUCCAGGAGACCGCAGGGUGUACGGCAAGACGUGUGAGUGUGAUGACCGCCGCUGUGAAGACCUGGAUGGCACCGUCUGUGGGGGCCAUGGAACAUGCUCCUGCGGUCGCUGCGUGUGUGAGAGAGGCUGGUUCGGGGAGCUCUGCCAGCACCCGCGGAAGUGUAACAUGACGGAGGAACAAAGCAAGAGUUUGUGUGAGUCAGCGGACGGCAUACUGUGCUCCGGGAAGGGUUCUUGCCACUGUGGAAAGUGCCUUUGCUCUGCGGAAGAGUGGUAUAUUUCGGGAGAACUCUGUGACUGUGACGACAGGGACUGUGACAAGCACGACGGCCUCAUUUGCACAGGGAAUGGAAUCUGUAAUUGCGGGAACUGUGAGUGCUGGGAUGGAUGGAACGGAAAUGCGUGUGAAAUCUGGCUUGGCACAGAGUAUCCUUAACAGUUACAUGGGAGAGGACUGGAGUCUUUACUUUUCCAUUAGAACAAUAUAAAUGCAAAGGCAACCAUGUAUAAUCACCACUAGGACAGGUCAAAGAGACUAUUGUAUGUUUUUCUGUUUCUGAAUGCCUGCAUGAAGUCUGGGUCCCCAUUAAAAAAUGAAUUAAGCAAAGUCUGAUGUAAAUAAUGCCAGAAAAAAUUUCUCUUCCAGAAUUCACAUCAGUGGUUCUCAACAAGGGUGACUUUGCCAUCCGGAAAACACCUGGCAAUGUAUACAGUUUCAGUUGUCACACCGAGU
Molecule: messenger RNA, 2033 nt
Organism: Odobenus rosmarus divergens (Pacific walrus)
Lineage: Eukaryota; Metazoa; Chordata; Mammalia; Carnivora; Odobenidae
Gene: ITGBL1
Product: integrin, beta-like 1 (with EGF-like repeat domains)
Exons: 11
Coding region: 252-1736 (494 amino acids)
Biological process (GO): cell migration; integrin-mediated signaling pathway; cell adhesion mediated by integrin
Cellular component (GO): integrin complex; focal adhesion; cell surface
Molecular function (GO): integrin binding
Source: RefSeq, a predicted model, not a curated record